UUAAUCACCUCUGGUUUUUUUUUGUUUUUUGGGUUUAUUUACAAACCAAAAACUACUGAAAAUUUUGAAAAAAAAAGUUUUUUCUUAAUUUGUUAUAAAAUUUUGUAAAUGAGUAAUUUUUCGCCUUCACUGAUGUGCACUAAUGAGGCUUCAGUGAUGGGCACUGAUAGGCUGCACUGAUGGGCACUGAUAGGCGGCACUGAUGGACACUGAUGAGGAGGCACUGGUAGGUGGCACUGAUGGGCAUUGAUAGGCAU
Molecule: messenger RNA, 257 nt
Organism: Staurois parvus
Lineage: Eukaryota; Metazoa; Chordata; Amphibia; Anura; Ranidae
Source: the annotation of a GenBank genome assembly